This is a messenger RNA of Tachysurus fulvidraco (yellow catfish), 3942 nucleotides long. RefSeq names its product NLR family CARD domain-containing protein 3-like. NCBI's taxonomy places the organism in Eukaryota, Metazoa, Chordata, Actinopteri, Siluriformes, Bagridae. Gene Ontology annotation, molecular function: protein binding. Bases 375 to 3473 code for a protein of 1032 amino acids. The record is from RefSeq and is a predicted model, not a curated record. The transcript is spliced from 12 exons.
UGAAGUUCAACGUUCUUUAAGAAAGUGAAAGCGUUUCCUAAAGUCGCCGCCCAGUUUGUAACGGGAAUGGAAAGAAAAUAAAAUAAAGCAUCAUUAAAGUGUCGUUACUCUGACCUUACCAAUGACUUCUAAUUAAAAAGAUUCUCAUGUUGUUUUAUGAAGACGAACUUCAAUAACCUUCAUCGAGCUUCACAAGAUCACCACUGGUGACGACUGUGACCGGUUUACUCAAACCAAGUUCACUUUAAAUUACAGAAAGGAAUUAAUAAUAAAUAAAUUCCCCUUGGUAGUUUUUACCCAAUCACAGAGUGACAGCAGAAGAGAUCAGACACUUCAUUUGUAUCUUUGCAUACUUAAUAUAAUAAUAUGCAAAAAUGGAGACUUCUCAUCUGGACACAGACAACGGCAUCCCAGCAGCUAAAUAUAGGAAACUCCCGAUAAAAAGAUCAGACUCACCGACCCCCAGCUGUGCCAGGAGUGAUGUGUCCAUGGAGAAACCUUUUAAUUUCAAAGGUCAAGUCUUCCCACCUGUACACAGUGUUCAGGUGAAGAAUUUUUUUAAAUCUGAAGACAGAACGGAAACGAGCAUCACCACAGACCCAGGGCACGAACCAGAAAAUGCUGUCACUGAAUUCCAGAAAACCUUCAAGUUAAAUCUGAAGAAGAAGUUUCAGUGUUUGAAUGGAGUGAUAAUAAACCCAACAGCCCCAACACUCCUGAAUGAGAUCUACACAGAGCUCUACAUCACAGAAGGAGACAGUGGAGAUGUCAAUAAUGAACAUGAGGUGAGACAGAUCGAAGCAGCAUCCAGGAGAACAACAACAGAGGAAACACCAAUCAGAUGCAAUGACAUCUUUAAGCUUUUACCUGAACAAGACGAACCAAUCAGAACUGUGCUGACGAAAGGAGUCGCUGGCAUCGGAAAAACAGUCUCUGUGCAGAAGUUCAUUCUGGACUGGGCUGAAGGAGAAGUAAAUCAGGACGUCCACCUCAUAUUUCCACUUCCUUUCAGAGAGCUGAACUUGAUGAAGGACCUGAAACUGAGUCUGAUGGAGCUCCUUCGUGUCUUUUUUAAGGAAACCAAAGAAACAGAAAUGUCCAGUUUGGAGAAGGUUCUGUUCAUUUUUGACGGAUUGGACGAGUGUCGUUUUCCUCUAGAUUUCCAGAACACAGUGAGAGUGUGUGAUGUAACUGAAUCAGCAUCAGUGCCUGUGCUGCUGAUAAACCUGAUCAAAGGGAAUCUGCUUCCCUCUGCUCUCAUCUGGAUCACCUCCAGACCUGCAGCAGCUGAUCAAAUCCCCUCUGAGUGGUUUAAUCGAGUCACAGAGAUACGAGGGUUCAAUGACCCACAGAAGGAGGAGUACUUCAGGAAGAGGAUCAGUGAUCAGAGCCUGGCCAAUAAUAUCAUCACACACCUGAAGUCAUUAAGAAGCCUCUACAUCAUGUGUCACAUACCAGUCUUCUGCUGGAUUUCAGCCACUGUUCUAGAGAGAAUGUUGGGUGAAGCAGAGAGUGGAGAGAUCCCCAAGACUCUGACUCAAAUGUACACACACUUCCUCAUCAUUCAGACAAACAUCAUAAGAGAAAAAUUCCCAAAGAAGCAGGAGAGUGAUGAAGAAAUGCUUCUUAAACUGGGACAACUGGCUUUUCAGCAGCUGAGGAAAGGGAACCUGAUCUUCUAUGAUGAAGACCUGAGAGAGUGUGGUAUUGAUGUGACAGAAGCAGCAGUGUACUCAGGUGUGUGUACUCAGAUCUUCAGAGAGGAGUUUGGGCUUCACCACAGUAAAGUGUACUGCUUUGUUCAUCUGAGUGUUCAGGAGCAUCUCGCAGCUCUGUAUGUGCACCUGACCUUCAUGAAAGAGAAGAGAAAUGUUCUUAAAGAGACUGAAGAUCUGGAGAUGAAAGAAAUUAAAGCCUUAGAUGAUGUCCACAAGAGUGCAAUAGAUCAGGCUGUAAAAAGUGAAACUGGACAUCUGGACCUUUUCCUUCGCUUCCUUCUGGGUCUCUCACUGGAGUCCAAUCAGAAACUCUUACAUCACCUAGUAACAAAUACAGGAAGUAACUCCCACAGAAAAGAGGAAACAGUUCAGUAUGUUAAGAAGAUGAUAAGUAGAGACCUUCCGACAGAGAAAUCCAUCAAUCUGUUCCACUGUCUGAAUGAACUGAGUGAUAAUUCCCUAGUGGAGGAAAUCCAACACUACCUGAAAUCUGGAAGACAAAGUAAACUGUCUCCUUCACAGUGGUCUGCUCUGGUGUUUGUGUUACUGACCUCAGAACAGGAGCAAGAGGAAUUUGACCUGAGUAAAUAUACCACCACAGAUGAUAUAUCAGAUUGGGUUCUUGUGAAGGUCAUGCCUGUGGUUGCAGCAUCCAGAAAAGCAUUUAUCAGAUGCGGAACAAUUAAAGGGAAAAGUUGGAAUGCUCUGGACUCAGUGCUCCGCUCAGAAACCUCCAAGCUAAGAGAACUGCAUCUGAGUGUGAGUACAAUAUAUCUGUCUCAGAAUAAAGUGGGAAACUCAGGAUUAAAGCGUCUAUCUGCCAUACUGGAGGAUCCUCACUGUGAAGUGGAGGCUCUGAGGUUGCAGCUUUGUGGUGUCUCAGAUGAUGGCUGUGCUGCUCUGGCUUCAGCUCUGAGAUCAAACCCCUCACACCUGAGAGAACUGGAUCUGUCUAAUAACAAUCUUGGAGACGCAGGAGUGAAGAGUCUCUCUGCUCUUCUGGAGAAUCCUCACUGUAAACUGGAGAUACUGGGGUUGUGUGAUUGUGGUGUCUCAGACGAAGGCUGUGCUGCUCUGACUUCAGCUCUGAGGUCAAACCCCUCACACCUGAGAGAAUUGCAUCUGUCCAGGAAUAAUGUAGGAGACUCAGGAGUGAAGAGUCUCUCUGCUGUACUGGAGAAUCCUCACUGUAAACUGGAGACACUGAGUGUGUUGUUUCUCUGCAGGUUGCAGCGUUGUGGUGUCUCAGAUGUAGGCUGUGCUGCUCUGGCUUCAGCUCUCAGAUCAAACCCCUCACACCUGAGAGAACUGAAUCUGUCUCAGAAUAAACUCAGAGACUCAGGAGUGAAGAGUGUCUCUGCUCUUCUGGAGAAUCCUCACUGUAAACUGGAGAUACUGAGGUUGUUUAACUGUGACAUCGCAGACGAAGGCUGUGCUGCUCUGGCUUCAGCUCUGAGAUCAAACCCCUCACACCUGAGAGAACUGCAUCUGUCUGAGAAUAAAUUCAAAGACUCAGGAGUGAAGUGUCUGUGUGCUGGAUUGGAGAAUCCUCUCUGUCAGCUGGAGACACUGAGGUUAUGUGGUUGCGGUGUCUCGGAUGAAGGCUGCGCUUUUCUGACGUCAGCUCUGAGCUCAAACCCCUUACACCUGAGAGAACUGGAGCUGCAGGGGAAUCAAGUUGGAGACUCAGGAAAGAAUCGGCUGUCUGCUCUUCAGGAUGAUGAACGUUACAUGCUGCAGGACCUGACUUGGUGAUGAACAUCUGUGUCUGAAGACUCCUGUGCUCCUGAAUUUCAAUGCUGAAGAACAGAGAACACGUUUAUACCCACGUUUGUCACUUAGUUCACUUUAAAUACACGGAGAUUUGUUCACUUUAUAUAGGCUGAGGCACGGAGAAAGAGUUUUAUACGUUUUUUUAUUUAUAUUUUUAAAGAUAAUACUACAAAAAAAAGUGUCAGUUUAUUUGAUAAGUCUUAUAGUUUACUGUGGAAUAAAUACUAAAUAAUCUACAACAGUGUUAUGUGAUGUGAUGUGAAGAGGAUUUGAUGUUACCAUUAAAAUGUUAUAAAGUGUUAUACCUGUCUUGUAUGAACAUGCCAAUAAUUAGAUUUUUAAACAAACGAUUAUUAAAAUGAUACUUUUUUAAAUACUUACGUUAAAGUAUAAACCCCUUUUAUAUCUACAUUUUUACUUAUGCUUACAUUAAUUAAAGGCUUUGAAACAA